Messenger RNA from Oreochromis niloticus (Nile tilapia), 1741 nucleotides. RefSeq names its product lysophosphatidic acid receptor 6. Bases 87 to 935 code for a protein of 282 amino acids. Gene Ontology annotation, cellular component: plasma membrane. The transcript has a single exon. Gene Ontology annotation, molecular function: lysophosphatidic acid receptor activity. The record is from RefSeq and is a predicted model, not a curated record. Gene Ontology annotation, biological process: phospholipase C-activating G protein-coupled receptor signaling pathway; positive regulation of Rho protein signal transduction. Lineage: Eukaryota; Metazoa; Chordata; Actinopteri; Cichliformes; Cichlidae.
UCACAAAGAAAAACCACACAAAGAGGAACCUUUGCUGCUCGGCUUCAGUACUUUAAAAAGGACGUGCAAACAUUUCUUUUCUCAUCAUGAACACAUCAAACAUCACCACAGAUGACCGGGUUUAUGCUGGGGUCUUUGGCUGCAUUAUGGUGAUAGGUCUGCCUCUCAACGCAGUCGCACUGUGGAUUCUUCUUCGCCGCCACAGCCUCAAAUCACCCAACGCUGUCUUCAUGAUCAAUCUGGCACUCUCAGACCUGCUAGUCAUCAUCUCUUUGCCCAUGAGGAUCUACUUUCAUGCAACAGGCACCGAGACUUUUGGAAUUAUGACCUGUCUUAUUAACACAAUGUUCUUUCGCAACAAUAUCCGCUCCAGCGCCUCCUUCAUCACCUUCAUAAGCGUGGACCAACUGCUGGCUGUGGUUUAUCCUCUGAGGUCUCGCCAUCUUCGGACCUCGUCCAAUGCCUGGAAAGGAGCAGCACUCAUCUGGGGAGUUUUGCUGCUGGUAAAUAUCCCAGAGGGCAUAGGAUUUUUAAAACACUUACAGAACCACACAGAACACAGUUGUUUUGAAUCUCAUGAUUAUACAAGUGUAACACGAUCAGCACUUAUUUACCUUCAGAUUGUGUUACUGGUCACAAUGCUAGCAGUCAACAUUGUGUGCACCAUUAUGGUUUCCUGGACUCUACACAACCAUCUCAGUGACUCUGCAAAGGUCAGAAACAAGGUCAACGUAAUGCUGAUUUUUGCCAUCAACUUGGCUAUGUUCUUCACAUGUUUUCUGCCUGUGCCACUACACUUAGCUACAAAAAGCAAUACCAGUAUAACUCCACUGGUAUGUCUGACUGUUUUGAGCUGCUGUCUGGAUCCUCUGAUCUAUUUUUUUUCUUUUGACUCCUUCUGGAAGAAAAAAGAGGACUUGGGAAGAGAACUAUAGAUUAGGGACCUGCUAGAGUUGCUAUCAGAUGUCCCAUGAUACAUGCCUAUCUUUUCUACAGAGUAUCCCGUUUGUGCAUGAGAUUCUUAAUUAGUUCAACCACAUGCACAGUUUUCAGCAGUUAACCAUCAAUAUUCAUCUCUUCAGUGACAUUUGUGUCAAAGCCAGAAAGUGAAAGAUUGAACGAGGCUUGGCUUAGUGGUUUCAUGUUUUAUUUUCACUGCAACAUGAAAGCUUCAAUAACGGAAAGAACAUUGUCUCAUCCGAUUUACUAGAAAAGGGGGGGAAAUGGCAGCUGCAACACUGCAACAAGUUCAGUCAAUAUCCUGAUCAGUAUCAUGUGAUAAAUCUGUCAGAUUUAACUGACGUGGGAAGAUGUAUUCAAUGUAUUGAAUCAUGAAAUGUUAUUUUCCCCUAAAGCCUUCUCCUGAAGGUUUUCUCAUGCAGUUGAGAAAAUCAGUAUAGAGAAAAAAAUCUUGGGUGGUAAGUCACAUAAUUCAUUAAAUCUGCUUUAUAUUUUGUUCACUUAAAAACUGAGGAAACAGUCUGUCUCAACCUAUUAGAGAGUAAACAAAUAAAAACUAUUGCACGACUUCCCGAAGUCACAGCUUGUCAGAGACAUGAAACAAACCACAUUUUAACAUACAGUUAGACGAGUACCAAAUAGAAUUGUAUUUUUAAGCCAUUUUAGUCAGGCUAGCUGGUUUGUUUUUUUAUGAUAAUUUGUCUCCUUGUUGUAGCCUGAUAUUUAAUCAAGAGGUAUAAGUAAUAUCAAUCUCCUCAGUUCUCUUUUGGCAAAUAAAAAA